AUGGCUCCCCACGCAAGCUCGGAUGUUGCCAAUGGCACCGUGAACGGGUCGGCUCGCCAGGAGGCUUCCCCUCUUUUCACCGUCCAGUCGCCCAACGUUGUCUACACUGACAACGAGAUCAAGUCUCAGUAUGCCUAUCAGACUACUGAGAUCACCCGCACUGCGGACAACAAGUUGGUUGCCACUCCCAAGGCUACCAACUACCACUUCAAGGUCGAGCGCAAGGUCGGCAAGGUCGGUAUGAUGCUGGUCGGCUGGGGUGGUAACAACGGUUCCACCGUCACCGCUGGUAUCAUUGCCAACCGCCGUGGUCUCUCCUGGGAGACCCGUGAGGGUCAGCAGCAGUCCAACUACUACGGCUCGAUCGUCAUGAGCUCCACUGUCAAGCUUGGCACUGAUGCCAAGACUGGCGAGGAGAUCAACAUUCCCUUCCGUGACCUGCUUCCCAUGGUCCACCCCAACGACCUUGUCAUUGGCGGUUGGGAUAUCAGCAGCCUCGACCUGGCUGCCUCUAUGGACCGUGCCCAGGUUCUGGAGCCCAGCCUCAAGGCUAUGGUCCGCAAGGAGAUGGCCGAGAUGAAGCCUCUGCCUUCCAUCUACUACCCGGACUUCAUCGCCGCCAACCAGGAGGACCGUGCCGACAACGUCCUCGAGGGUACCAAGGCCAGCUGGGCUCACGUUGAGCAGAUCCAGAAGGACAUUCGCGACUUCAAGGCUCAGAACGGCCUGGACAAGGUCAUUGUCAUGUGGACCGCCAACACUGAGCGCUACGCCGAUAUCCUUCCCGGUGUCAACGACACUGCCGACAACCUGAUCAACUCGAUCAAGAACGGCCACGAGGAGGUUGCUCCCUCCACCGUGUUUGCCAUUGCCUCCAUCCUGGAGAACGCCCCCUUCAUCAACGGCUCCCCCCAGAACACCUUCGUUCCCGGUGCUCUGCAGUUCGCCGAGCAGCGUGGCGCCUUCAUUGGCGGUGACGACUUCAAGUCCGGCCAGACCAAGAUGAAGUCCGCUCUCGUGGACUUCCUCAUCAACGCCGGUAUCAAGCUCACCUCCAUUGCCAGCUACAACCACCUGGGUAACAACGAUGGCAAGAACCUGAGCUCGCAGAAGCAGUUCCGCUCCAAGGAGAUCUCCAAGUCCAACGUCGUCGAUGACAUGGUUGCUGCCAACCACAUCCUCUACGAGAAGGACGAGCACCCCGACCACACCGUUGUCAUCAAGUACAUGCCUGCCGUCGGUGACAAUAAGCGUGCUCUGGAUGAGUAUUACGCCGAGAUCUUCAUGGGUGGCCACCAGACCAUCAGCUUGUUCAACAUCUGCGAGGACUCUCUGCUGGCCUCCCCCUGA
This is a messenger RNA of Penicillium subrubescens, 1350 nucleotides long. Its product is annotated as inositol-3-phosphate synthase. Gene Ontology annotation, biological process: phospholipid biosynthetic process; inositol biosynthetic process. The record is from RefSeq and is a predicted model, not a curated record. The coding region runs from base 1 to 1350 and encodes 449 amino acids. The transcript has a single exon. NCBI's taxonomy places the organism in Eukaryota, Fungi, Ascomycota, Eurotiomycetes, Eurotiales, Aspergillaceae. Gene Ontology annotation, cellular component: cytoplasm. Gene Ontology annotation, molecular function: inositol-3-phosphate synthase activity.